Messenger RNA from Nestor notabilis (Kea), 828 nucleotides. It is a transcript of the gene CIDEA, whose product is annotated as cell death-inducing DFFA-like effector a. Gene Ontology annotation, biological process: regulation of apoptotic process; apoptotic process; lipid storage. The transcript has 4 exons. Lineage: Eukaryota; Metazoa; Chordata; Aves; Psittaciformes; Psittacidae. The record is from RefSeq and is a predicted model, not a curated record. The coding region runs from base 15 to 620 and encodes 201 amino acids. Gene Ontology annotation, cellular component: lipid droplet.
GAUCUUUGGUAUCCAUGGGAGCAUCUGUGGGAGCAGUAACAAAACAGACCCUGUUCCCUCCUCUCAUGCCUGCAGGGCGACCUUUCCGUGUGUCGAAUGCCUCCCGAAGCAGCCGGAAAGGAAUUGUAGCAAGCAGUCUGCAAGAGCUCAUCAGCAAGACUUUAGAUGCCUUCCUUAUAUCUGCUGGAAUAGUUACUCUGGUUUUGGAGGAAGAUGGCACGGUUGUGGACACGGAAGAGUUCUUCAAGUCUCUGGAUGAUAAUACACACUUCAUGGUUCUAGAAAAAGGACAGAAAUGGACACAAACAAGAAAUGGACUUGCCACUGUGAGACAAAAGAAGAAAAUGGGAGUAGCUAACAUCACGUUUGAUCUGUACAAGCUGAACCCUAAGGAUUUUAUUGGCUGCUUGAACAUCAAGGCGACCUUCUAUGAGAUCUACUCUGUCUCAUAUGACAUCAAAUGUAUGGGAGCGAAAAGUGUAUUGCGGAAGGUGCUUCAGCUGAUGUCCCAUGCAGCACAAAUUACUGGACAGUUUCUUCUCUAUACUGGAACUUACAUGUUGCAGUUGAUGGGUGAAUAUGAUGAAGAUGGCACAUGUGCAAGAUCAAGGCGGGAGUAGUGAGCCCAGCUGUGCUUCUGAUAUUGGAUCCUUUUGCUUAAAGACAUUCUCUUGCCCGUAUUUGAUUGUAAUGAUGUAGGGGGAAAUCCACUGAUGUAAACUAACGUUUUUCCCGUUUGAGAAUGGUUGUAGGCCUUGGUCAAAAAAUAAGUGUUUGGUGUCCACAGGCUCUUAAUGCCACAAAAGGCUGGGUGCUCAAAGCUGAGAA